CCCUUUGCCAGAGCGCGCGGCUGCGGCCCGCGCCGUGCCCACCUACGUCGCCGCGCCGCAGCAAACGUGCGAAGGCCUCCCAUGCCCACGCCGGCACCGCGGCACGCCAUUCUCCACACUGGACCUUCCGCUGAGCUAUGCUCCUCCUCACAAGGCUGGCCAAACGCGGAUGCUGCUCUCCGACGACCUCCCCGCGUGUCGCUCAUGCCGCUCUCGGCUGGAACCGGUUUUUCCACACCGGCGACGCGCACAAUGUGUUCGGCGCGAUGCCUGCACCGGACCACAGGCAGUGCAGUGCGCUGCUCAGGUCGCGCACCGCGAGCGGGGAUCACCACGGGUCCGUCUGUCUCGUCCGCGGGAUACUCGGGCGGGGCCUCCGGCCCGACAGGCUCGCGUUUGCUGCGGCGAUCAAGUCGGCGUCGGCGCUCCCCGACGGCGGCGCCCUGGGGAGGUGCCUCCACGGGUUUGUUGUCAGGCUCGGGAACGCUGCGGGCGUGGCGGUGGCGAAGGCGAUCAUGGACAUGUACGGGAGGUGUGGGGCUCUCACGGACGCCCGCCUGGUGUUUGAUGAAAUGGGCUGCCCUGACGCGGUAUGUUGGAACAUCCUGAUCACUGGGUCCUCCCGGGCUGGGUUUUUUGACGACGUAUUUGCCUUGUUCCGGUCGAUGCUUGCGUGUGGUGUAGAUGAGAGCAUGCCAACUGCGGUCACCGUGGCUGUCGUCAUUCCGGUAUGUGCAAAGUUGAGAGAUUUGACGGCUGGGAGGAGUGUCCAUGGCUAUGCCGUCAAGACUGGGUUGGAAUCUGAUACUUUGUGUGGGAAUGCAUUGGUGUCCAUGUAUGCAAAAUGUGGCGCAGGUGGAAUCACGGAUGAUGUGCAUAGAGCCUUUUCUUCAAUUCAUUGCAAGGACGUUGUUUCGUGGAAUUCGAUCAUCGCAGGAUACUCCGAGAAUGGGUUGUUCGAAGAAGCACUUGUACGAUUUGGUCAGAUGAUCUCUGAGGGAUGUCUUCCGAAUUAUUCAACAGUAGCUAACAUUCUUCCUGUAUGCUCGUUCAUGGAGUAUGGGAGGAACUAUGGCAAAGAAGUGCAUGGUUUCGUGUUCCGGUUUGGCUUAUAUAUGGACAUAUCUGUUUGUAACGCGCUGAUGACUCAUUACUCCAAGUUGUGUGAAAUGGGGGUUGUGGAAUCAAUAUUCAGAAGUAUGAAUUCGAGAGAUAUUGUUACAUGGAACACAAUAAUUGCUGGAUAUGUGAUGAACGGGUGCCACUCUAGGGUGUUAGGCCUGUUCCAUAGGCUUCUGUCUACAGGAAUGACCCCUGAUUCUGUUUCUUUCAUUAGUCUGCUCACUGCUUGUGCUCAAGUAGGUGAUGUGAAAGGUGGGAUGGCGGUCCAUGGUUAUAUUUAUCGGCAUCCAGUACAUCGCCAGGACACAUCCUUAAUGAAUGCUCUUAUUAGUUUCUAUAACCAGUGUGACAGAUUUGAUGAUGCUAUUCAUUCUUUCGCUGAUAUUUUGGACAAGGAUUCAGUAUCAUGGAAUGCAAUUCUAUCAGGCUGUGCUAACAGAAAAGAACAUAUUGAGGAGUUCGCCGAACUCUUCUGUGAAAUGUGCCGCAAGGUAACUCGUUGUGACCCAGUCACAAUCUUAAAUUUUAUCCGCAUGAGUACCUUCUGUGGUGCUAAGAGGGUUCGGGAAGCUCAUGCAUAUUCCUUGCGAGUUGGUUACAUUGGGGAAAUAUCAGUUGCAAAUGCUAUUCUAGAUGCAUAUGCAAAGUGUGGUCAGCCGCAGGAUGCAGAUAUACUUUUCAGAAACCUAGCCGGUCGGAACAUUGUAACAGGCAAUACUAUGAUUUCUUGCUACAUGAAAAAUAACAGUGUAGAUCAAGCUGAGAGAAUCUUCAACCAAAUGCCUGAGAAAGAUAGGACAACAUGGAAUCUCAUGAUCCAGUUGUAUGCACGUAAUAAUAUGUGUGAUCAAGCUUUCAGUCUGUUUCAUCAGUUGCAGUGUCCUGAUACUGUUGGCAUUACAAAUAUUCUCCUGGCUUGCAUCCAUUUGAGUUCGGUACAACUUGUGAAACAAUGCCAUAGCUACAUGCUCAGAACAUCCCUAGAAGACAUCCAUCUUGAAGGAGCACUUCUUGAUGCAUAUUCAAAGUGCGGGAAUAUAACCAAUGCAUACAACCUAUUUCGAGUUAGCCCUAACAAGGACCUGGUCACAUUCACUGCCAUGAUAGGAGGCUAUGCAAUGCAUGGAAUGGCAGAAGAGGCAGUGGAGCUGUUUUCUGAAAUGCUUACGCUUGACAUUAAGCCAGACCAUGUAGCUCUAACUGCUCUGCUGUCAGCCUGCAGUCAUGCUGGGCUUGUUGAUGCAGGAAUCAAGGUUUUCAAAUUUGCCAGAGAUAUUUACAGAGUUGAACCGACAGCAGAGCACUACACAUGCAUGGUUGACCUUCUUGCCCGCGGCGGGCGUCUCCAAGACGCAUACAGUUUUGCAUUGGAUAUGCCCCCUCACAUGGUCAAUGCAAAUAUAUGGGGUUCUCUGUUAGGAGCAUGCAAGGUCCAUGGAGAGGUCAGAAUCGGCCAGCUCGCAGCUGAUCACUUGUUCUCCCUGGGGGUUGGGGACAUUGGGAACUAUAUCAUCGUGUCAAACAUAUAUGCGGCUGAUGAGAAAUGGGAUGGUGUGGAGCAAGUCAGGAAAUUGAUGAAGUCCAAGGCUAUGAAGAAACCUGCAGGAUGCAGCAGGCACUUGUUUAUAGCCAGUGAUGUUAGGCACCAAGAUGGUUAUUUUACCUACGACAUGGUUAGAUUUUUGUAUCAGCAAAUCAAAGAUGCACAAGCAGGCAAAGAACAUUCAGUGACAAGUUUCAAUAUUAGUGCAAUUGACCUGGUCACAGGAUUGCAGAAACUUGAAUUGGAGUUUUUCUUCUCAAACAUUUCUUUGGAGAUCUUCCCAUCCAUAGUAUUUAUCCUUCUGAGAGUUGAGACAAAUAAGUAACAUGGCUACGGGCCAUGACAUGCAUCUUGGAGUUGAAGCAAGCAUCAAAUAUAUCAUGUGCCACUUCCAUUGGAAUUUUCUUAGGCUUUCUACCCAGUACCAAUCAAGGUUCAGUCACAUCUCAUUUUUCAUGCCUUACAUCACAACAAUGUUGUUUGUUUCUGACAUUUUGUUGUCUUGUUAAUGUUGUAUUAUGACCCUGAACUACAAAAUAUGGUUGCUGCUGAUUAAUUUUACCUCCAGAGGAAAAAGUAUUGCUUGUUUUGCUUUGGGUGAGACUUGCAAGAAAGCAUUCUUUUUCAUA
Molecule: messenger RNA, 3294 nt
Organism: Hordeum vulgare subsp. vulgare (domesticated barley)
Lineage: Eukaryota; Viridiplantae; Streptophyta; Magnoliopsida; Poales; Poaceae
Product: putative pentatricopeptide repeat-containing protein At5g08490
Biological process (GO): RNA modification
Molecular function (GO): RNA binding; protein binding
Source: RefSeq, a predicted model, not a curated record